Rotaria sp. Silwood1 is the source of this 855-nucleotide messenger RNA. NCBI's taxonomy places the organism in Eukaryota, Metazoa, Rotifera, Eurotatoria, Philodinida, Philodinidae. The record is from the annotation of a GenBank genome assembly.
AUGAAUCGUGUUGGAUUUGCUGCCCAAACUAUGGAACUCUUCAGCAAUGAUGUAAUGAAUCCACAACAGAAAUUCAAAUGGAUGGAUAAACCAGCUGGUGAUUCUAGUCCACUUGCUUUUUUAAAACCAUUAGAUUCAUUAUUAGUUAAAGAAAUUGUUUCAGUAACUGAGUUUAUGUUGUCAAUGACACCUCAAUCAAAAUAUGGAAUUUUUAAUGAUAGAGGUGAACAAGUUUAUUAUGCAUUUGAAGGUAAAGAUUUUAAUUAUAAUCUUUUCUUAAAACGAAAGAAAAAACCAUACUGUUUAGAGAGUGAUUUUUGUCAACGUGUAUAUUGUCCAGCAAAUCGUCGAUUUGAUCUUCACAUUGUGGACAGUACAAAUCAAGAAAUAAUUCGUGUAAAGCGUGAAUUUAAAUGUUGUGCAGGAUCGGUUUGGUGUGCUUGUUGUGCAGCAUGUAGUCAUGAAAUAAUUGUUGAAUCUCCUCCUGGUACUGUAAUUGGCUAUGUUACUCAAGAAUGUAGUUUACGCCGCGUGCAUUAUGCUCUAAAGGAUGCAAAUGAUAAUGUUGUAUUGAAAAUUGUUGGCCCAGGGUGUAUGUGUGAUGGACCAUAUGCUUGUUGUUGUGAAAAUAAAUUUACCCUGAUAGGUACUGAUGGUGAAUCAGAAAUAGGAUCUAUCCAUAAAAAAUAUCGAGGAUAUCUUGCUGAAGCUUUGACUUCUGCUGAUACUUUUACUAUUAAAGUUCCACUUGAUUUGGAUGUUCGAAUGAAAGCAGUUGCACUUAGUGCUUUAUUUUUAAUUGAUUUUGCUCAUUUUUCUGAACCACCUCGACGUAAACAACAAUUUUCAUAUUGA